Molecule: messenger RNA, 1729 nt
Organism: Salmo salar (Atlantic salmon)
Lineage: Eukaryota; Metazoa; Chordata; Actinopteri; Salmoniformes; Salmonidae
Product: 26S proteasome non-ATPase regulatory subunit 13
Biological process (GO): ubiquitin-dependent protein catabolic process
Cellular component (GO): nucleus; cytosol; proteasome regulatory particle, lid subcomplex
Molecular function (GO): structural molecule activity
Source: RefSeq, a predicted model, not a curated record
UAUUUGUUAGAAACAUUACGGUAGACGUUCCUUGUGUCAGCUCAGCUCCCAUGAUCCUUUGCUUGUGGUGCUAGCUGUACAGUUAGCUAGCUAGGUACAGAAAUUACAGAUAAAAGUUGUCAACACGUUUCUCAUUCGGUAUCUAAAUCAAACCUACCGCGACAAUGAAAGAUGUUGCCGGGUACCUCAAAACGCAACAGAGCAUGAGCUCAACUCCGGAGAUGGCAUCGGAAUGGCACACACUAGAGGAGUUUUACAACAAAAAGUUGUGGCAUCAGUUGACCCUAAAGCUCACAGACUUUGUAAAAGACCCUUGCUUUGCCACAGGAGAUGGCCUCAUACAGCUGUACGAUAACUUCCUCAGUGACUUUGACCACAGAAUCAACCCCCUGUCUCUGGUGGAGAUCAUCCUGUAUGUUGCCAGACAAAUGACAGAUCCUAAAGAUGCUAUCACUUUCCUUGAGAAGACUAAGGAGAAGGUGAAGAGCAACGAUGAGUCUGUCAUUCUGUGCAAGACAUCUAUUGGAGCCCUUAAACUGGAGAUAAAUGACCUUCCAGCCACAAAGAUAUUAAUUGAGGAGGUAGAGGAGACGCUGAAUAACUUGCCUGGUGUGACGUCAGUCCAUGGGCGAUUCUACGACCUGUCCAGCAAAUACUACCGCAUCGUGGGGAACCAUGCCUCUUACUACAAGGACGCCCUGCGCUAUCUCGGCUGUGUUGACAUCAAAGACCUGCCAGAGACAGAGAAGCAGGAGAGGGCUUUCACACUGGGUCUGGCUGGACUCUUAGGAGAAGGAGUUUACAACUUCGGAGAGCUGCUGAUGCACCCAGUACUGGAGUCCCUAAGGAGCACAGACAAGCAGUGGCUGAUAGACACAUUGUACGCCUUCAACGGAGGCAACGUGGAGAAGUUCCAGGCCUACAAGUCUGCCUGGGGAGCGCAGCCUGACCUGGCAGCAAAUGAAGCCAAACUGAUGCAGAAGAUUCAGCUGCUGUGUGUGAUGGAGAUGACGUUCACUCGUCCCGCCAACAACAGACAGCUGACCUUCCAUGAGAUUGGACAGAGUGCCAAGAUCCCCGUCAACGAGGUGGAGCUGCUAGUGAUGAAGGCUCUGUCUGUGGGUCUGAUCAAAGGAAACAUUGAUGAGGUGGACCAGAAAGUUCAGAUGACCUGGGUGCAGCCCCGAGUACUGGACCUGCAGCAGAUCAAGGGCAUGAAGGACCGGUUGGACCUCUGGUGUGGGGAUGUGAAGAACAUGGCUGUGUUGGUGGAACAGCAGGCUCACGAUAUCCUCACCUAGACAGGCCUCCUCCCUCUGGUCUCCAUUGCCCUGUUCAGAACAACCCCUUAACCUCUAGACACUUGUAGAGAUCAGAGAAGAUUUGAUAGGUUUAUGCAGUAUGAUGAUAGUACCUUGCCCUCUGAUAGGCUAGGUAGUUUUGGCCAUGUUGCUUACACCAGUCUGAUCCUCUCAGACAAGGGUCUAUGGUGGAGGUGCAAGGAUUUUCUUCUGUACAGGGCCCUUCCCUCAGCCUGUUCACCCCUAGAACAGCCACCUUCAACAGACACACCACCAUCACAGGAAUCCUUUCUUCAUUCCUCUACCUAUCUCCCAGAAGGACUGAUGCAUCCAGAUUUUUCAGUUUUUUUAUUUGUAUUUUUGUUGGGGUGCAGUGUACGUUCUUGUUACUUUAAAGCAGUAAAUAAAUAAAAGAUAAUAUUGUUGAA